GUCACCUGCCAAGUGCCAAUUCAGCCAUGUAAAUUUUUGUUCACAAUAACAAAAUUGAACAAACUUAUUUCGUAUUUGUUUUUCUUGAAAAUUCAUGUUAAAAAUAGCUAUGUAUGUUUAAGUAUUCUCCCAUAACCAAUGAAAUGGUCAAUCAACCUUUUCUGACGCAAACAGUCCGAGUUUCCUGAAUUAUUAAAGUGCAGUAUGGGAUAACAUUAUUAAAAAGAAUGACUGAGAAGGGUUUCGAAGGCGAACAGUCUACGUCUUCUUGGGACGUUCCCGGACCGUCGUCUCUGGGUGCUAUUCUGGAUACUGCCUUCACAUCUAGUGCUGACAAUCAACAGAGAAAUGAAGAAAUGGAGUGUGAUGCUUUGUUUGCUGAGAGUGAUGAUGAAGUGGAGGUGCUACCCACAUCUGAUAUUGCAUCAAAUAUACUUAACGAACAGGUGCCCAAACCAGUAUCAUCUAACUAUGUGAACUCAACAAUCUCAAAUCCAACAUUUGAUGUUAACUUACAACAACUCUCAGAACCUUCAUCAGCACAUACUCCAGUGCCUGAAGAAUAUCAACCUUUACCUGAUAGUUCCAGCUCAAUUGAAAACGCUUAUUAUGAAUGUCUAAACAACUUGGACUCUAAUCCUGGCAACAGACACAUGCCAGAUGUAAACAUCAGGUAUCAGCCGAAGCCACCUAUGCUUCAAAGAAGCUGCUUCUAUCCAAACUAUGUUCACUACCGGGAAUACUUUAGUUCACCAUAUCACAAUAAUGUUGUUGUGCUUAGUGACAAUAGAAAUUAUAUGUCUCAUCCACUUCCAUAUGGAUUACCACCAAAUGGACGUGGACCGGUACACGAUAGCUCAGUGGGUAUUAACAUGACAUAUAAUCAAAACAUAACACCUGAAAACAGUCGCCGUGAUCUUUGCCCAAGUAGUUUAGAAAGGCCCAGUAGAAAACUAAAUAUAUCUCCAAGGAGAAGGCAAUCUAGAGAGAGUGAACCUGCCUCAAACCCAAUAGAACUCAGUUCUGAUGAGGAUGACAAUGCAUCUGCCCCUAAGAGAAAACAAGGCCCUAACAACACAAAUCAUCAAACUCAUGCUAGAGCUGAAGCAUCAACAAGUACAGCUCACACAGUUGAUCCUGCAUGGGUCGAUGUUAAAGAAGAACCACUAGAUGCAGCUCAGUCAUCUGAUUCGGUUGUAGACAGAAAUGGCAACACAGGCAUGUCGUCAAAUAAUCUAGAUGGAAAUCAGCAACAAUUGAAUGCACAAGUAAAUAACCCAAGUCAGAAUGUUGAAAUUAAAGGCUGUUUUCCGAGUUCUACAGAAACAAGUAGACUGAAUCAUCUUUACAAUUUGCAACAACAUUUAAGGGACUGUCAAAGAAACAUUUCAUCACAUAGUGGCCACCAAGGUGGAUCUUAUCAACGUCUUCACCAUCGUCCUCAACAUUAUCAUCAGGUAACUGGAUAUGCCCAUACUGAAAGCAACCCAAACCCUGGAACAUCACAAGCAUCUCAAGUUAAAGUUGAACCAGAGAAUUCACCUUCAGUAAAACAGGAGUCAAGUUCAAUGAGUUCUUCAACAUUACCACGCGAAGUCAAACUAGAAGCACCAGAGAUAAAACAAACUACUCAGAUCAAAACUGAGCCACACAAUUCAAAUCAACAACAAAGUUUAGAUGUUACAGUAAAGACUGAGAGUGGUAACACCUCUAGGAUGAGUUGUGAUGCUGACAAUGAAACAGUAGCUGGGAAUACAUCUCCACAGCCCAGCACUAGUGCAAAAUCUGUUCAAACAAAUAUAAACUUAGUUGGACCCAAUGCAGCUGAGGACUUGGAUACCUCAUCUGCAAACAUGUUACUGGCGGCCCCUGAUCUCCAAUUAGACUGGGUCUCAGACUCUAGUUCAGAUGACGACGUACAACUGUUGGGGCCAGAUGUGCGGCUGGUAAUAGAUCUGACGGGAUCGCCAGAGGGCGCUGCCCGUGAGGUCGGCACCUCUCCGCCCGCGCCCCCGCAGCUUCCCCCCGCGCACACGGCCGCCCCCGUGCGACCCGCACACACCGCCCGAGCCUUCGCACCCUUUCAACACCACGUGCAUGAUGCGCCACCACCGGCACAUCUAUUGCGCAAUAGACCCGGGCCUGGCUGCGGCGGGUGUUGCUGCGUGUCGCUGCCACACGGCGCGCACUACCACGUGCCGCACCCCGCGGACGUGCCGCAUGCGCCCGACGUGCCGCCCUCCCUGCGCGCUCCACCGGCACACUUGGGCGACAGGCGUCGCGACGGACUGUCGGUGGCUCCUCCGUAUUUGGUUCACGAGCGUCUGUGGCAACGCCAACAUCACAUGCUAGAGCUGCAGCGUCGUAGUAUGAUGGGCGACAUGGGCGUCGGCUUCGGUUCGGGAUUCACGCCGAUCCCACACGUGGCUUUAGCUCCCACUACUGUCCUAGCCUUUCCGGAUGAGUUGGAGUCACGAGAAAUGCCACUUCCGCCAACACAAAUGAUGAUAGACAGGCAGCAUGUGCACCAUCAUAUGCAUCACUAUCUGCAGAUGCAUCCGCCUCACGUCCACAUAUCAAUACAACCGAUGAUACAGAGCAGCAGCUCGUUCGCGGCGGCCAUGGUGCGCGCGGCGGAGGCGCGGCGGGGCGCGUGGCGGGCGGCGCGCGGCGCGUCGCGGGCCGUCAUCGACCGCAACACGUACCGACACGCGUACGCACGGCCCGCGCCGCACCACCAGGACGAGAAGUGCACCAUCUGUCUCUCGAUCUUCGAAGUCGAUUCCGACUGCAGGCGACUGCCAUGUAUGCACUUGUUCCACAUGGAGUGCGUGGACCAGUGGCUCAGCACCAACAAACACUGCCCAAUAUGCCGUGUCGAUAUCGAGACCCAUCUCAGCAAAGACGCUACAUUCUAAAUUUCAAAUUUCUCUUCGAGCUGUGGAGAUGUGAUGAUAGCUCUUUGUUGAAGUUCAAGACUUUCUUGCUGAAGAUCAUGGUUCAACUGUUUCUGAAUGUUGCAUGUCCUAAAAUUCAUACAUUAAUUAUUAUAAUUACACUGUAAAUAAACACAUAAAAUUAAGUAUUACUGCAUUUGUUUAUUUUAUAUUUUGUUAUUUUAUGAUAUUAUCAAUUAUUACAAUGUUAGAGGUCAAAAGAUGUGGCUAUUAUUGUUCUUAAAUGUGAAAUAUUAUUGUGUAAUAACUAGCAAAGUGUCUAUUUGUAGAAUGACAAUUUGCAAAAACAACUUAAAGUUAUCAUUUCAUUUUCAAAAUGAUUUACUUAGUUAAAAAUUGUAUAAUGCUUUAAUAAAUCUUUUUAAUGUCUA
Bombyx mandarina (wild silkworm) is the source of this 3328-nucleotide messenger RNA. RefSeq lists its product as uncharacterized. Gene Ontology annotation, cellular component: nucleus. Gene Ontology annotation, molecular function: ubiquitin protein ligase activity. The record is from RefSeq and is a predicted model, not a curated record. NCBI's taxonomy places the organism in Eukaryota, Metazoa, Arthropoda, Insecta, Lepidoptera, Bombycidae.